Messenger RNA from Cricetulus griseus (Chinese hamster), 587 nucleotides. Lineage: Eukaryota; Metazoa; Chordata; Mammalia; Rodentia; Cricetidae. The record is from RefSeq and is a predicted model, not a curated record.
UUCCGGAGGAUAAGGCGGGCUCUGGGCCGUAGCGAUGGCGGAGGGUGGCUUGGAGGGUGGAGCAGCGGUAGACAUGCAAGCAGCACACAGUUUAGGCCACACUGCAGAUGGCGCCGAUUCCCCGACCAGUGCCCUUACAGUGCCUUUCCCGACCUCUUUGGAGGCAGAAAUCGCCUGUGGGUCCCUAGCUCCUGAUGCCGAACCGCACCGAGGAAUCUUGGGGAAAGACCUUAAAGUCAGCGGCUGCAUGCUGGAGGUACACUGGAUCUCAGAAGACUCUCGCCUCCUCCGAAUUUCCAUCAUGAACUUUCUUGACCAGCUCGCCCUAGUGGUGAACACCAUAAAGCGCUUUGGGCCCCCAGUUUCUCGUUAAGCCUGCCUGGGAAAAGGGGCUCAGAUCUGACCUUAUGUCGGUUCCCUCCUAAGCAGACAAUUUUCUGGAAAACAUUCCAGAAAUAGUACCUGCUACUUAAAUGUGGGGCCUAAUAUUUUUUUGCCUGACUUGGUCCUCAGGCACUUAGGGGCCACUUGUUUAGUUUGGUGCUCAAAUGUUGCUGAAGAAAAUAAAGCUGUGCUUCUAAUCUGUA